GAAGUCCUACCGGUGUUCUAGUGGUUGUGGAGACAAUGAAUUGGGAGCGGGCGGGUCUGUCCAUGUAAAACAGGAGCUGUGCCUUGUCCUGCUGGCUGUCAGACAUGGCAGGAAAACAUACAUGGAAAUCCUAUUACGGGAUCAAAUUCUCCCUGUCCUUCUAUUCCACCCUCUUCUCGCUCAUAGGCCUCGUGAUCCUAUGCAUUGGCAUUUAUGCAGAGAGCGAAAGAAGGAAACACCAAACCUUGGAAGGCAUUUUCCUGGCACCGGCUAUCAUCUUGGUACUCCUGGGCUUUCUGAUGUUUGUAGUCUCAUUUAUUGGGAUGGUUGGAUCCUUGAGAGAUAACUUGUUACUCAUAAAAAUUUUCUUCUAUGUGCUUGUCGCCAUUUUCAUCAUUGAACUUCUGUUGCUUGUCAUCGAACUGGUGUUUGAAGAUCAGUUCAAAAAGUUUGCACAUGCAAAUGUUCUUGUGGGAAUGCAGCAGUACUACGAUGAUUUGGAUUUUAAGAAUAUUAUGGAUUUUGUGCAGGAAAAGUUCUCCUGUUGUGGAGGUGAUGAGUUCAAAGACUGGAUGGUGAAUCAGUAUCACUCCUGUAAUAGCACAGGACCCCUCUCCUGCGGAGUGCCCUAUACAUGCUGCAUAACUGGAACGGAAGAUGUAGGUGUGAAGAACACAUUGUGCGGGUACCAGACGCUCAAUAAAGAGAGACUGGAUGUUAUUCACAUUAUCCAUGUGCGGGGCUGUAUCCAUGCUGUUGGCUUGUGGCUAAAUGAUAACUGUGGAAUAACAUUUGCCAUAGUGUUCAGUUUUCUGACUCCACAGGCUCUGGGUAUAUUGUUAUCUUAUUUUUUCUGGAGAAGACUCAAAGAGAUUUGCCAUUCCUAUGAUGAGGUGGAUUUCAGAAGUUUGAAAGGAAGAGAUAUCAAAUUCAAGGAGCUGGACCUGAGUGGUGCUGGCUGCUGUUACUGUCUACCCAGGGAAGAAGGUUACAUCCCAAUCAACAUGGAAAGUGAUGACGAGAAGUUUACUUAACAGCAUAUUGAUGGGACUAAUCCUGUGUUUUUAAGAUGUCUGCAUGGGCACCACAUGGACCCCACCAUGGAGCAUUUUUGCCCGGUGUAGGUGCUGAUUUCUAGGGUAACAAAGCAGAGUGUGCAGGGAUAAACCGAACUGUUAAUUUUCAUGCAAAAACACCUACUCCCUUAAGCUAUGUUGCAAAAUGCAUGGAUGAGACUUUUUUUUUUAUACCAAAUUUUUUUAUUCUGAUCUAAUUUUGUUUUCAGGCAUAUUAACAGCUAUGCAGACAAACUGUACGUAGGUGUAUGUAAAAGGUACAAUAAAAAUAAAUGUUUGAUGAACUAUCCAACUGCGAGUUGCAUGUUUACCUGACGUACAAUAAUAAUAAUGUUUACCUAUCAUACCAAUAUGGCUGAUGCUGUGAGUUCUAUUCUAUGCAGCUUACUGAUUGAACUAGGUUUCGGCCAUGUAAUCACGGGUGAAUGGGUAGCUAGAGACUAUCCAGAGCAACUCCAAGCCAUUGCUGUUGGAGAAGCAAAAAGUUUACAUUUUCUGGAAAAAAAAGUUUAGCCUUUAUUGAAGGUGUUUUGUAAAACUGAUUAAUUUAAAGGUAAUUGUGAGUCUAUUUUUUGUUUUCUUUUGUCAGGGAUUAGUCUUGCAACAUAAAGCAAUCGAACAUUUUAAGUUUUUAAUUUAGGACGCACAUUUUUUGUAGUAACCAAUAGUUGCUAACUUGCAUAAAUGUU
Messenger RNA from Pelobates fuscus (common spadefoot toad), 1765 nucleotides. Its product is annotated as tetraspanin-15-like. The record is from RefSeq and is a predicted model, not a curated record. Gene Ontology annotation, cellular component: plasma membrane. Bases 105 to 1034 code for a protein of 309 amino acids. NCBI's taxonomy places the organism in Eukaryota, Metazoa, Chordata, Amphibia, Anura, Pelobatidae. The transcript has 8 exons.